Pocillopora meandrina is the source of this 10170-nucleotide messenger RNA. NCBI's taxonomy places the organism in Eukaryota, Metazoa, Cnidaria, Anthozoa, Scleractinia, Pocilloporidae. The record is from the annotation of a GenBank genome assembly.
AGGUUUAUUCAAGACAAAUUCUUAACGGUAAAGUAUCAAAAAAUACCCUAAAAAUGGCAGAAAACGACGCCGUAAAUGGCAACAAGGAAGCACCUACGGACCUCGAAAAGAAGAUCAUCAAGCAAGUGGAGGUAACGCUGCUAUUUUUAUCUACAGUCAGAGCUUAUGAUUAAUACAUGAGUCUAGUUCUUGAUAUAAUGUCAAACUGGAACUUUACUACGAAUCUUUAUGCUGAGUAAAUACUUUUUUACCAAUGUACUUUAGGCAUCGUUAAUCAUUCAGCAGGAGAACGUUCGACUUAUAGGUAACUUAAAUCCGUAUGGUCAAGCUGGUCAAUAAGCGAACUGUACUCUCUGCUCAGUUUGUAGAAUGUACAGUACUGAAAUGGUUAAAAUAAAAAACUGAGUUUUGUGCCCCUACUGAAGACUUUGAUAUUUUUUUGUAUUGCACUUACGCUCGGUUUUGUCAUUAUGAUCUCGAGGUCCCGAGACAGUCGUUACGUUAUGUAGUGCAAUUUAAUAUACAAGGAAGCAAGCUCUGUCACAGUGGUUCAUAUCGUACUGCAUUUCCUUAAAAUCUCCCUUUUUAACCCUUUUUUGUGAGAACUGAUCUUUAAUUUCAAAUUUUCUCUUUGCAGUUUUACUUUGGAGAUAAAAAUCUUCCCAAGGAUAGGUUUCUGAGACAAAAAGCUGAAGAAGAUGAUGGAUGUAUCCUGAAAUUUGAGAGCUGUCAAAUGCUUAAAUCGGAUUGACCUUGUAGCUUAAGAAUGCUCAAUGUUAAACUCUUAGACCACUGAUAACUCUUCAAUGUCCACGAUUAUUAAUCAGUGUUGGUACAAACAUUUACAGGGUUAAAAUCCCACUACCAAAUAGCAAUUUACAAUUUAGUAACAAUUCAUCGAGUUGUGAAGCUCCCGGGAAGUUUAAAGCAUAUCAAGACAUAGCAAAGAGUAUUCUUUUUCACAUAGUGAAGAGCAGCAAGGGUUUGUUGAGUGUCCCUCUCACUUCUCAAGUGUUUCAUAUGAAGGCAUUUCUUCUGAAGAAAUAUUCCAUUUUUAGUACUUCACUCCAAAACCCUCAUGAUCAGGAUGCAUAAUGGGACUGUAAAGAAUGCUUAUACAGUUUAAUUUUUUUUAAAAUAAAGGUUAUUAUUUGGCAGUAGCACAAUUGUAUAUGAUUACCACUUGCAGAACGAACUGUUAAACUCUCACAUGCAAUUUGGAACAUUUGACCCUUCCUUGCAAAAUCUUUACAAUAUAUAGCAAACAGAUCAUAAGUGGGGAUGAGCAUUUAGGUGAGGUUGUGUCCCUGGGAUCUAAUGCCAAACUCUCUAAACUGCUUUACAAGGAAAUAUACAGCAGUUAUUAGGGAGAAAUGAGGAUUAGAUCAAGAAAGUUAAAAGGUCAGGGAAGUUUUUCCUUUCUUUAUUAUCACCCUGGUCAAAGUAUUAAAAAAAGCAACAUCUAAUACCCCUAGGACUUCACAAUAAAGUUAUGUUUAUUGAUUUAUUUCUUGACAAAAGCCUAGGGAUAACAUUGGAGUGUCUUGCAACAUUUAACAGACUCAAGGUAAAAAUUUGAUAUUAAAAAUUUAAGAUGUGCUCAAUUUAUUUAUUUUUAUACAAGUUGCUCCAUAAACAGCCUUUGACUUUAUCUUCAGGCAUUAUCAGCAGAUACAGAUGUGAUUGCAAACGCUUUGAGAAAAUCAGAUGCAGGACUUGUCGAGGUACAAACACUUGAUGUGUCAAUCUUCUUAUUUCUUGGUCAGCCACUCAUGGCAAAUAGUCAACAUCCCUUUUUUCUUUAAAAAACAAGCUCAAAUGUUACCAAUUACCAGUUUUGCUAUGAUGAACGGCUAAUGCUUGAAAUCAAUGGCAGAACUUUCUAAGGUGGCCCAUUUACAUUAACAACUCAGUUAAAAAAAUCAAAUUAUCAUUUAACACCUCCACCAAUGCAGCACCACAGUUUCUUUAGUAACUGCCUCCUUGUAUUCAAAAGUUACCAUCUUUCUUACUGCACAUGGGACACUUUUGACUUUCCUAAUCCCAGCAGUUUGAAGGAUGAACCUGCCAUAGCAUCUCUAGAAAUUUUUUUCAAUAUAUUGAAAUUCAAACUGGGCUCUGAGGCUUGGGGGAAUAAAACAAAAGAGAUCACUUUGAGGUCAAGGAAUGAUUAAUUAAUUUCUUUUGUUUUAUUCCCCCUUGCCUCAGAGCCAUGUUAGAAUUUUUAACCCUUUAACUCCUACCAGUGGAUCAAUAUGCAACUUCUCCCAAUAAUAUCCAUACAUUAUCCAGCAAACAGGUGAUGAGAAUGCUCAAACUUAUCAGGUAGAAGUUGUCAUCUUGAUCUAACACCAAAUUCUUGUUACUAAUUUACAAGGAAACAUGUAGCAGCUAGAGGGGAGAAUUAACAAUCAGAUCUUGGGAGCAAAAGGGCUAAUGUAAUGAAAAUGGCCCAGUCCUCGAGCCCUUAUUUUCUUGAAGUACCUGAUAAACUAAUGAAGAUAGAACUGAAGUUUUUUCCCUCUGUUUUCAUUGUUAUAGAUCACUGAAGAUAAUAAAAAAUAAGACGAGUCUCGUCCAAACCUCUCCCAGAGAACACUGUUGAAGCAAGACAAACUGCAAAGAGCAAAACAGUCUAUUGUGUAUGUCUAAUUGUUAAUUCAUAUCAAUAGAAAUACAUUGCAUCUACUCAAACUGGAGCGACACAUACAUUGUAAACUAAUGAUGAGGCACAAGUGCAACAAACAAUUCCAACAUUGCGGCAAAUCAAAUGUCUGGAACUCAGUAAUUAACUCCUGAUUUUUUUCAUGGACCCAUGAUGUUUACAUGUAGCAAAAUUGUUGGUCAAAUGUCAAACUCUUACGGUAGUUCUUUUUAUUUUUUUUAUUGUAUGCUCACAAACUUUUAAUUAGUAACUGGAAUUGAAAAAAAUGGUAUGCUGCUGUCAUAUAAAUUUUCUGGGUUAUUGGCUGAUUUUGGAAGUUUUUACGAAGCUUUUUAGCAAGCUUGCAUUGAACAAGUUGUCAUUAAGGAAAUAUCAAAUCCAGGAAAGUUUUUUCCCCCAUAUGGAUGUACAGCUCACUUUAAUACUGACACCACUGUGAUCUCCACACAGAAAGGGUUCCCCAAAGAUUCCAGUCUUGAUCAACUGGAGGAAUUCUUUGCUAGUUAUGGAAAGGUAAGAAGCUGGGACUUGUACUAAUUUUUAUGCAUUUGUGUCAAGAAUUUUUCAGGGAAAACAUACAGCUUUUUAAGUGCCACGCCAGGAAACUAUUAAAUUUUUUAAGGCACCGUUUUCAACAGCUUUUUGUGUUGAUUGAUUGAGGUUGUAAUGCCACCAGUUGCUCUAUUUUUUUAACCUUCCAACAUUUUGAUAUCAUCUAUGAUCUAUUGGUGAACAGAUGCAAAAUAAUAUGGCAUGUAUUUGUCAAAUAUAACAUGAAGUGGUGAACAAUUUGAUAAUCUACAGCAUCCUUGGAAAUUUGUUUUAAAAAAAGCGAAAAACUGGAGCCUAUAAUAAGUUUCUGUGUAAAAAAUUAUUUACCAUAAUUUUUGCCAAUGAGUUGUUAUGAAAUAAUCGCCGUCCUCGGUUAAACGCCCCGGCGUUUAAUCAAGUUACUAUUGCGUUUGACGCAACGGUAAGUGGAAACAAAAUUGUUACUUUUUGAAAACCCAGGGGAUUGAUAUCUAGCUCUUUAAAUACAUGUACAACUGUUCGUGUGUUUCAAUUUUUUUUUUUCAAUAUUUUCGUCAGGUUAUUUACAUCAUCAUGCGAAAAGAUUUGGAACGUGCGUUCAAAGGAUCUGUGUUUGUAGAAUUUUCGACUGUUGAUGAAGCAAAAGCCUUCACGUCUCUGGAGUCAGUGAAGUACAAUGACGAGGAACUGAUCAAAAUGAUGAAGUAAGUAGCUAGAGCUAUGCAGGAUCUCACAAUGAAGAAAAUCCAAGAAAAUCGUGUUUGAAUGGAGUUUUUGAAUCAUUUAUCAUGAUGGCAAUUGAAUUGAAUGAGUGCGAGGAAUUUUUUUUUUCUGUGAUUUCUUUUGCAGUGGGUCAAUGAAAACGACCUUGUAAUAUCUUUAAAAUAAUUUUUUUUGUUUUUGAUUUUGAUUUUGUGUUUUUGUUUUGUUUCUUAGCUUGUAUGUUUGUUGGAAUGUAUUUUAACACCAGCAAAGCAGGCAUAGCAAAGAAAAAUGUUCUUUAGAGUUUUGUUAAGUUUUGUUUGGCUGUCUCGUUAUUUGUGGGCUUUUAUUAUUAUUUUUUUCUGAGAAUGGAAUUAUGAUGACAUCUAAAAUCAUUAUCCCAGAGUGGCUUUUACACAGAAGGAUAGCCUUGCAAUCGGCAGUCUCGGCUCGAAAAUCGAUCCUCAACUCUCGGAGCUUUCAAGGUUCAUGGAUUAAGAUGUCAUUCUGGAACCCUGGGCCCAGUUGUUCAAAAGCUGAUUAGCGCUAACCAAAGGUUAAAAUUUUAAUCUGGGUUUCUUUAUUCCUUUACUCAAAAAGCCUCUUUGGGUUAAUGUCCUGUGCUCUUUUUAGAGCAUCAAAGAGUCAUGUUCUAGACAAAAAGAAUUCGACAGAAUUUUCUUUUAAAGCUAUCAGAUCUGAAAUCAGAUUUCACCCUAACCCUGGGUUAUCUUAACCCAGCUUUGAACAACCCGGCCCGGAUUAAUAGUGAUUUACAAAGCAUUUGAAAAUGGGCUCCAUUUUUUUAACAAUUUACGCUUAAGGUACGCCUUAUCGUUAUUUUAACGUGAAGUAUUUCUGCAAUAGGGGUGAUUACUACAAGAAGAAAGAAAGAGAAAAUCCUCACAAGAAAGAGGAGAACAAGAGAAAGGCCGAGUAAGUGUGUUCAUGUAUAAUAUGUUUUUGUUAUAGAAAAUUAUGAGUUGUUCAUCGUGGUAUUUGUUCUGGGAUAAAUGAACUUUUCAUCGUUUGCAGAGUCAGGCUAUCUAUUGAACUGAUCUUCAUUGAUUCUCUAAUGGAGAAAUUUGACGAAAUUAUCCAGUUCCUUCAUUUUCUCUUUCUAUUUUCCAAGAAAAAAUGACGAUGCAAAAGAAACGAAAGAAGAAAGCAAAGAAGAUGCAGAGGAAAAAGAGGUAUAAGAUAGAAUACUCAUUAAAUCUUUAAAUUUCAUUCGUUAUCAACGUCUGGCUUCUCCUUAUAAGAGCAAUACAUCAUCUUACAAACAGGUGAUGAGAAAGUAACCAUCUAUCAGCACGAGGAUUUUGUCUAGAUGGAACACCAAAUUCUCUAAACUAGUUAAUUAAGAACGUAUAGUAACUACAACGGAGAAUUGAUAACUAGAUCGGGGAAUUUAAGGCCCGUCAAAUUUGUUUGUGUAUGACUUUUUACGUGAUCAGCAAACGCUUUUUUGAAAAUAGUGGCUUGUUUCUCUUCGACUGAAAAUCGCUAGAGAGGUUUCUCGAUAUUUUCUCCAAUUAAAGCCCUUAGUUACUUUUUAAUUAUAGCUAUUAGAACUUUCUCUUUUUAAAAAUUAAUUUCCAAAGACUGCAUACCAACGGAAUACCUUUAUUUUGGAUCAAGAAAGAUGGUAAAUUUUAAGAUCGCUCCUGGAAUGAAAACUUGUGACGAAUCUAUUCACUUGUCACUAGCGUAGGACAACAACUAAAGCUUAGUUCCCGCGCUUUCGAUUCACGCGAUGCGAUACCUCAGAAAUCCCUGAAAACUAGAUUAUGGUACCGUAUUGCCAGCGUAAAAGGUCCUCUUAGUGCGAUGGUAGAACAUUCGACCGCAAAAGCCGAAAGUCUGCGCUUCUAAUCCUCCUGGGGACUAGGACGCGGUUUUUCCCUUUUUCUGUCCCUCUUUGUUACGAAUUGAUUAUAUCUUUCCUUAGAUGGAUAAUGUCAGAAACAAACGUUGCAAACGUUUCGGCAAGUGCUCUGAGCUAGGUUGAUAUCUUUUUUUGUUUCUUCAUCGUCAUAUGACAAUGCAGCUCCGUGGCUCAGUAGUAGAGCAUCGGAGCGUGGAAUCCGAAGGUCUGAGGUUGGAUUCCUCGCUCGCGACAAGAUGAAAAACAUCUUUCUCUAUUUCUUUGCAGAGUUUAAAACUUACCAUCUUCUUAUUCUAUUUACAGCUCGUUUAUUUUUAAAAUUUGUCAUAUUUUUAGGAGGCCUUGAAGUAUGACAGUGGCUGUGUGCUACAUUUCAAAAAUGUAGGCGAACAGACAUCUCGUGAAGAUCUGAAGGUAGAGUGGUUUUGAAAUUAAUUUAUUCGUGAUUAUCGUUGUUAUCAUUAUUGUUAUUAUGAUGAUUAUUAUUUUACAGUUGAGGUCAGAAAUCACGUAGAGAUUUAUUGAAAACCAUCGUUAAAGGUACAUGUACCUCCCACCCUCCCCUCCCUGUCUGUGUGAAUUUAGCGGUGAGGAACUAUUUCCUAGUAACUUGUCAAUGUGCUCUGUCCUACCCCUCCCCGCUUCUCUUUACAAUGCCAAGGAUAAUGAUUCAAACUGAGGUGACAUGAUGCGAGGUUUAGGGCCGAACGAGGCAAGUGAAUUCCUGAAGAUCUUUUUUUCUUUUCUUUUGAUUAAAGCUGAAUACCCAAUGUCGAGAAAUGAAAAACCGCACUAUAAAAUCGAUGGUUUGUAGGGUGAAAACCGAAAAAUGCACAGAUUCCCUUAGAUACAUGUUGAUCUUAAACUUUACGGGAAAAAAUCAUGUAGUUUCUUCUUCUUUCUUCAAGUUCAUGUGUCCUCGUUUCCUCGUUUCAAACUAACCCUCAAAAGUGGAAACGUGGCAUCGAGACAACGAAGGCUAAUUAACACGCAAGCCAUGAAAACAGAGGAGAUGAAAAAAUUCUGCCAUUCUUGAAUAAGGUCUAUAGAAAUGUGUUAAAAUCACAAGCUCAGCGCAGUUCUUGUUGCAUUACAGAGUCUGUUCGGUGAGCAUGAAGAUAUCGCUUGGGUGGACUUCACCAGAGGAGAAACAGAGGUUUGUGCAAUUAGAAUAUCCUUCUGUGCAAAGGUUUCUUGCCUCCAAGACUCGUUGUUGUGGAGAGCCUGGUUCAGAACAGUGUGAUAAGAAAAGAACACAAAGAUACACACGUUGUAGACAAAACAUCACCCCAUACUUUUCUCUUACUUUUUAUUGGCCGACAGCACGACACGUGAUCUGCGAUGUAUUGCCCAAAAAUAAUCGAAUAUUGUGCUCAUGCGUAGUAGGAUCAUCGCCUAUUGUCACAAAUGAUCAAAUGGCCCCAAAAUUGUCUGAGAGUGAUUCCUGAAAAUAACCAUGAGUAAUAAACCUUCUGAUCUGAAUCUACGUUUAAUUUGCUCAAUCGAAGAAGUUGUCAAAUUUGAGCUAACCAUAAACGGCCGAUAAGUCUGCUCAGGCUAAAAUUUCACGUAUGACUUUGAGUCUGUCAAGAGGAAAUUCGCGCAAAGCUUGGAGUAUUUUUAACCGAAUUAUGUUGACAGUGCAGUUCUCUGUUGCAGGGUUUCAUUCGUUUCUCUAAAGAGGGAGGAGCCCAGCGAGCCAUUGACGCUCUAAAGGAAGCAAACGACGGUAAAAUACUCAUCAGGGAUGUGGAAACAACUCUUCGGGUCCUAGAAGGUGUGAUUCUGUUUAUUUGAUCGAAAGCUGGGGCUCAAACUCUCGACCUUUCGCACAGAUAUGGAGCUCUACAAGAAGAUCCAACCGAAAGGCGCUUAAAAUGCUCCUUAACCCUCUCUAUCCUUUUCUCUCAUACCCUAAAUUUGUAGAUGAACUCCUUACUCAAGUACAUCUUUGUAUUUAUUUUCUUUUAAAGGUGAGGAGGAAAAGAAUUAUUGGUUAAAAACAAAAGAAGACAGAGAAAAAGCCAAGCAAAAGAAAGGUAACCUUUGACAUGCGCGCGUCUUGUUGUUAAUGUUCUCGAAAAUAAAGAUACAACUAUUCUGUGCCUCGGAGACAAUACCUUUUUAUUCUCUGUGUCCUUUAAAAGACGCGGAUUCUUUCCUUUGGCUUGUCAUUUCUUCUACAGAGAAAUUAGCCCUGUAAUUCCUCAGGAGUGACUGGCAUUUGUUUCCUUCUUACAAUAUCACCCCUGAAUCAAACAUAAAAGCAAUGGUCUUCAACUCUAGGAGCACUUGACUGUUAAACAAAUUCUCCAUGUCACCAUCAUAGAGAAUUUGUAGAGAGCAGUAACGAGAAUAAACCCACUUAUGUUGAGGUGUAAGGGGUCAACCCUUUAUUCUUAAGGAGUAAGGAAUAAAGGGUUGAUAAGUAAUUCCUUUCAUUUCUCUCUACAUUAUCAGUAUUGAACAAACAUGGAGGUUAUGACAAUACAGGCAAUGACCACACAUUCGAGUAGCUCUUGAUUAAACAAGUUCUCCUUGUCAAGUUCUCAUUCUCCAAGUCAAGGGAAUGUAUUGAGGACACUAUCGAGAAUAUACACACUGAUCUUGAGGUGUAAAGGGUUUAAGGGUUUCUCAAAGUAGAUACUUUUGUAUUUGUUACUGGGGACUGUAAUUUUCUUUUUUUUUUUUAGGAAGGAAAUUUAAAGGAGGACAAGGCGGUCGAGGUGGUCGGCCUCAAAGAAAAAGACGAACUUCCGACAGGCUGGAAGGAAAACGAAACGAUGGAAGCGACGAAAAAUCGACAGCGACUCACACGAGAUUUGAUGAAGGGGAACCUUCUGCUAAGAAAACGAAGACAGACGAUGAUUGAUCUCAAGGGACUCGUCGUAUGCACUGCGCAUGCACAACCGGCUUAAGUUUUUAUUGCUCUAGUUUUGGUGCAUUUUUUACAUCUCAAGAACAAGAUGUUUUAGUUUUAAACUAACUUAUUAUACUAGCUCUUUCUUAGAGCCGUUAUCCUAUAGGUCGAUCACUAAGGAACGGGAGGCGCUGUUUCAAAGCUUUCUUUUUCAGUUCGCGUAGAAACCAAACCCCAUUUUUAGUUUUUGUUAGUUUGAUUAUUUUAUUAUCUAACCAAUCAUGUACUUAGAGAAAUUGCUUUCUUUCCAAGCCUUUGUAACUGUGGCGCUGGCCAGAGACUGGGAACUAGACCAGUAGUAAAAUUGGGGUCCUCCUAAAUGGAGUAGAAGGAGGUUCCCUUUGUAUAGGAGAAUACUUUCUACGGAAGGGUUGAAAAGCAGUGAAGUUGUAUCGGUGAAGCAGGGGGAAAACAAAGGAUUUUCUUGAAAUUUGUUCACCUUCUCUUUCACUUGAUUAGAAAUGAUUUCUAACUUGUUCAGUUUCACGUUGAUGAUAAUAGAGUGCUUUUUGAUUGAGUGUCGUGAAACAAAACCAAAAUUUCGUAGAAAAGGUUGUGGAUACAGAGAAUAUAUUUAAGAGCCAAUGAGAACUCAAAGUUAAAAAAACCAAACUAUCUAUAGGGCGGGAAAACGCAGGCGAUCAAGUGAUGAUUGGUUUCAGUUUUGCAUCGGAUUGGUUGAGCGAGUGGUGGAGGUUUUCUGGACCAAUCACAGAACAUUGUUAUCAAGUAAAACCAAAACAAUCCCGGGUUGCUUUCGACACUCGACUGAAAACUGCGGUAUUAGUAGCACUAGGGAAUUUAAGAAAACUACGACGUCAACGAUAGCGUCACCAAACGAAAGGUUUACUGAGCAGAACAAUGGCUCUGCACGUGCGUUAUAAAUCUUUGUAAAUUACUUUGCGUCCACUGCCAACAAUAACGUGAAAUGACCAAGCUUUGCGGCUUUUUUCGGAGAACGUGAACGACGACAGCUAAUUUUUUAAACUUCUAUCGCUGUGUUCCAUGUUCAGUUUCGAGAUAAUUUUGACAGUGAGAAACAAACUAAAUGAAUUUAGAGUAUCCCGAGAUUCGUAAACAAAACUUAAGUUUGUUUUUAACCCCGUACACCCUAACAUCAGUAUGUAUAUUCUCCAUACUGUUCCUAAUGUGCUGGCAAGAAGAAUUUGUUUAGUUGUUUUGUUUUAGUUUUUUUUUUUUGUUUGAGUUGUCCACGGCGUCGCCGUCGUAGUUUCUUAAAAUCCCUAUUUUCUUAGAAAUCACGGUUGCCGUAUUAUUUAACCGAUGCCCACUCGAAAAAGCGAAGCCGGAGACUCAGGAAAUGGUGUUGAGUGUACUGAUCACUUUUGACUGAAAGAAAUCUUAUUCCACCACAGUUUUGACUUUUUUUAUAUUUUACUUUUAUUUAAUCAUUCCUUACUUUGUUUUUUCUACUUAGUAAUGUCUUGAAAUAACGAAAAAGGC